Molecule: messenger RNA, 720 nt
Organism: Drosophila obscura
Lineage: Eukaryota; Metazoa; Arthropoda; Insecta; Diptera; Drosophilidae
Exons: 3
Coding region: 100-231 (43 amino acids)
Source: RefSeq, a predicted model, not a curated record
GCCUAUUCAAUCAACCAACAGAAAUAAAAAACUGAAAACUAAAAACAGAAAUCGAACCGAAUCGAAUUGAAUUGAAUCCCAGAAAAUAUUCAUAAAAUAAUGCCAAAAAAGGUGCUGGCAACACACUUUGCAUUGGACGGGGAGAGGCCCAGCAGGACACUGAUCCUGUUCAUGUUUGCGAUGGCCAUUGUCAUGAAGGUCGGCAUCAUAGUGGUGGAGUUGAUGAUCUAAGCGGUGGAACAUUUAGGGGGAUAAUUACCUGCAACGAGAGAAGAAAAGAAGUAGCUGAAGAAAGUAAAGUAAAAAGGUGAAUGGGAGCUGAAGAAAGUGAUAAAAAAGGUAAUCGGAGCCUGUCAAAAGUCAUGCCGAAGUCAAGUGCAGUUUUGGGUUCGAGGGUAAAUGCAUCUCGGGUUUCAUCGAGGGUAGGCAGCUACUUGCCUUUAUCCUUCGGAAAAAAGGCAAAACCACGAAACGAUGGACAAGGAAAAGGACGGACGAGACGAGGCAAAACCGCACACAUAAUUUCAUUUUUCCUGCUGUGCAAAACAGUGAAAAUAAUUUGACAACUUACUUAAAAAUAUGUCACAUGAAGAAGGUCCACGACAAACCCCCAGCAAGCAAAAACCAAAAAGGGUUUCGCCAUCACUUUGCUGGAAAAUCAAAAUGAAAAUCCUGGAACGUGAACUUUUAUUAAAAGCUGUCAGCACAACAAAAAAAACC